Molecule: messenger RNA, 213 nt
Organism: Leptosia nina
Lineage: Eukaryota; Metazoa; Arthropoda; Insecta; Lepidoptera; Pieridae
Source: the annotation of a GenBank genome assembly
AUGCAUUUUACAAACGAUGCAGUUCAGAGGUUCGUGGAGUUUCCCACGUAUACAGAGGUGAAUCCAGGUGAAGAUGCACUGCUUAAGUGCAGAAUAUCAGAUAAGAAGGGCGUGUGCUCUUGGCAGAAGGAUAAUAAGGUAUGGUAUCUAUCACAAAACAAUAUUGCAUUGAGCUUUGAGGCUGAAAAAAAACCGGACAUUGGUAAAAUAUAA